AUGGCGCCAAUGCUGCCGCUUUGGCCGUGCAGCUCGACGAGCAACGACGGUUUAGUCCAGAAUCUGCAAAAAGUGGGUAUCGUACGCUUCGCUGCUGUAUUCGAUGCUAUGAAGCGCACAGAUCGCGCCCUUUUUGUCCCUCGAGCCGUUCAAGAUGAAGCGUACCAAGACUCACCAUGCCCCAUAGGUUUCAACCAGAUCAUAUCGGCACCACACAUGCACGCUCAAGUACUGGAGCUGGCCCACGCUAGUUGUACAGAUAUACUUAAGCCACGAGUCCUAGACGUGGGCGCUGGGUCUGGUUACUUGACUGCUGCGCUCGCUCGCCUUGUAGAAGACGCUGGUGGUCGAGUAUUUGGACUGGAACUGCUUCCCACGUUAGCCCGAUCUGCUCGAAAAAAUGUUUCAAACACAGCCCCCAAUCUUCUGAAGACUGGCGUACUGUCAUUGCACUGCUACAAUGGCUGGUAUGGACUGCCAGCUGAAGCUCCUUUUCACUUCAUCUUCGUCGGUGCUGCAGUCUCCUCUCCCCCACAAGCAAUGCUGGACCAAUUAGCCGAUGGGGGACAACUUGUAAUCCCUGUAGACGACCCGCGUGGCGGACAAGCUCUCGUAAGCGUUACUCGUCGUGGCUCCUGCCUUCUUCACCGCAAACUCAUGCCUGCUUGCUUCGUUCCACUCGUUCGCGGAGAAAUCUACAAGAACCGACGCGGAGUCACCAGUACAGACUCGGAGCUUCAACAGUAAAUCCUUCCGCGCUAUCCAAAAUAUUUUUGACGUGCAAGAAAACGGAGUUCAGAUUCCGGUAACCGUGGUACUCGAUGAACAUGAAUAUAUUGUAUUACAUUUAGCA
This is a messenger RNA of Phytophthora nicotianae INRA-310, 853 nucleotides long. Its product is annotated as protein-L-isoaspartate O-methyltransferase. The record is from RefSeq and is a predicted model, not a curated record. The coding region runs from base 1 to 747 and encodes 248 amino acids. Gene Ontology annotation, biological process: protein modification process. Gene Ontology annotation, molecular function: protein-L-isoaspartate (D-aspartate) O-methyltransferase activity. The transcript has 2 exons. NCBI's taxonomy places the organism in Eukaryota, Oomycota, Peronosporomycetes, Peronosporales, Peronosporaceae. Gene Ontology annotation, cellular component: cytoplasm.